CAGUCUGCUGAUAGGACAAACGUCAUUUUGUGACGUUUGUUGAUUUUAUUAUUGUGAAGAUUUUGUUGAAAAACUCGGAAUACUUAAAAAAUAUAAAUGAAAUGACUUAAUAAGGAGGCAAUAAAUUAAUAGCAACAAUGUCUUUAAACGCAGCACAAGAUAUAUUUGAGUUGUGCCCCUUAAUUGAGAAUAUCGACAUAAAGUUAUGUGCUAGAUGUGAAAAUGGGGUGAAACAAUUAUUGGCUCUAGUCACAAGUGGAGGAGAUCUUGUACUGCAUUAUGCAUAUGGAGAAUUGACACCAGUUUUAAGACGAAUACCAUGGCUUAAUGAUUCCCAGAAAACUAUACAGGCUAUCUGUUUCGAUCCAUCGGCUACUUGGCUCUUAGCUGUUUGCAUUGAUAGUUCACUAUACAUCAUCCCUGCAUUGAGCAUAGUUGACAAGAAGCAAAAAGUUGAUUGCAAAUGGUCGCUGAACGACACAACAUAUUUUCCAAAGCACCCCCAGGUGCCAGAUGCAAAACCAACGAGUAUCAUCUGGUGGCAGACAUUUGACUGCAACCAGAAUGCUCUGGUAGGUUUCGAGAAUGGAAAUAUUGUGCUGAUUAGCUUGACAGACGGAAGAUGUCUAGGCAGCUGUAGUAUAGGUGAACCUGUGAAAUUGUUGUGUCUGUGUCAGGACAAUAGUUUGGAAACAGUAUCUCUGUUGAUAAAUGCUGAAAGUGGGCAACAGUGGAAGCUUGUUUUAGAACACCAUUCUUCGGGAUACAUUUGGCCACCUGAUGCCAAUAACCAGUCUGACGAUUCUACCCGCUCGCGGCUAUACAACUUGAAACAAAUGGGCGUGGACAAGUUGGCUUCUCUUCGGCAAAGGUUUUCGGACGCUAGGGGCGGGAGAAGAGACAGUCAAACCAGCGACACGACCAGCGAAUCAUCGCAUUCGGAGUCGAAUCAUUCGGUUCACUCUGGGCCUGAAUUGUUGCCGCAUCUGUGCGAUACGUUCUUCGCGCCGCAGUACGCACGGAAUCGAUAUUUGUUUUCCGCUUUUUACAAACCAACAAGCUUGCUGACGGUGCAUGCAGUUGAUGUAGAAUCAGCCCCAUUAUACGUGCACAAGUUACCACAAAGGACCUCUGCCAUUUUGUUGACGGAUAGGUUAAUAUACACAGUGAAUGAUGACAAUACGAUUAUAUCUGUUUUAAGCGCACAAUUAUCGGAGUGUAGACUAGAAGGGGAUGCGGAGUUUAACAACGAAGCGUUGGUUGCACAGUUUUACAUGGAAAACGACAAGAGGAUCUUGCAAAUGUUCAAACUGUCCGAUCUUUCCGCAAUUAGACUGAAGAAGAAUCGCGAUGACGGAAAGAAAGACAAGCUGUUCGAAUUACCGAAAACUGUUGACGAUUUGAAUAUACAGAAACCUAGGAUAGAUACGUGCGUUGUUGUAACGCAAAGAUCGGUGUAUAAAAUAAGUAUUAGAUGCUCUCCAAUAAAAACAUUUGUCGAAUACGUGACUGAUGAAAACGAUUUAGAACGAGCUGAAAAAAUAUCGCUUAUAUUCGGAUUGAAUAUACAGCAACUUUUAGAAGGUUGCGGUGAUCUUCUGAUAUCCAGAGGGUCAUACCAUUCUGGGAUAAUUUUGUAUAAGCAGGCUAAAGUGCACUUAUUGAAAAGGGUAUUGAAAUUGGCUGUGUCGGCAGAUUGUAAAACUCUGCUGAAGUUUGUUCACCUGUGUUUGAGUGCUAGUAAAGUGGAUAUGUCAAUAGCGACGAAAAUACACAUCGGCAAUUUGGCUGUGAUGGCUUAUACAGAGCUGAUAUUAAGAUAUGGUGGGCAACAAAGGGUAUCCAAUACCAAAGAUUUUAUGAACUUUCUGUGUUAUGAGGAAUAUUAUGAUCAAAUAUUAGCUGUUAAUGUAGCCUGCCAAGCAGGUCAUUGGAACGUUGUUAGUUUGCUGGCCACGACGCGUGGAUUGCAGCCAGAAGUGGUUUCAGCUAUGGGGCAAAUCCUACAAAGUGCCAGAGCACCAAAGCCUACGGACAGAGAAUUUGUAUAUGCUCUGUCGGAACCUAGUCUAUCGCAAAGUUUACUUAUUUUAGGUCAAUGCUCUCAGGUGAUAUUCCAGUACAUCCGUACGCAUGUAGCCGCAUUUCCUGUGGAAAUACUCUACCGAUUGGCAGCUCAAUUGGACCCGAGUCAGCCGUGCGCGGUGCCGCUUGUCAGUCGGAUGUUCCAUUCCAACAAACAUUCCUCCAGUUUGGAUACGACCAUUGAAAUGCUGGAAUUGGAUAACCCGGAUAGGAGUAAUGUUACCGUUCGAGACAUGAUCGAGACUUUCCUCACUGUGGCGGUGUACUUGACGUGGAAGACUGAGAAAACAAGCUACGACUCGUCACUGCUGGACCUCGUCCACCCUCCGGAUUCGCCCUCUCCCGAGCACUCGGCGAAGGUUCCGAUCCCCGAUCUGCGCCCGCUAAGUUGCGGAUUCGAACACGCCGCGGUCAUCCGGAACGACGUGGCGUACGCGAUGGGCGUUUCCGCAGCUGGAUGUCUCGGUUUGGGGCCGAUGCUGACCCAGAGCAGCCCGCCGCAACCGGUCCGGGCACUCGCAGAGGCGGGCGUUAGGGUGCUGAGCGUCAGUUGCGGGCGGAAGCAUACGUUGGCGCUUACGGAUUAUGGGGUCUAUGCUUGGGGAUCGAACGCGUAUGGUCAGCUCGGACUAGGAUCUCACGUUCAGGAGAGUCCGUAUCCUCAGAUGCUGACAUCGAUAACUGCAAUAAAAAUGAUCGACGUAGUUGCCGGGCAAUACCACAGCCUGGCACUUUCAUCUGCUGGACAGGUGUAUACUUGGGGCUGGGGGAUUCAUGGACAACUCGGACAAGGAAACUGUGAUAACUUAUUCUACCCAAAACUACUGAAUCUGCCUUUCACCGUCAAGCAAAUAGCGGCGGGUCAUGCGCACAGCUUGAUAUUAACGACUGAAGGAAAAUUGUACGGAUUCGGAUCGAACGUCUUCGGCCAAUUGGAGAGCUGUCACUUGGAUGCGAAUAAGUCUGCAGAACCCGUUUGGGUUGUUGUUAUGCCUGACAUGUACAUGCCUAUAGAGAAGAUCGCUACCGCGUAUUUUCACAACAUCGCUGUCCGUACCGACCAAGAAGUAUUCACGUGGGGUGCCAGUCCGCAGGAAGUCCGCCUGUUCCAAUCGAAGAACAAUCAACGUCAAAACGGCGUAUCGUGCAAUCCCUCGGACUCUUGGAAAUCCACCGUUCACAUCUACUCCGGUUCGAAAAACAGCCGAAUCGACCAGGUCGCUGUCGGCUACCGCCACUCCGCGAUCUUGCAGAGCGGGAAGAUCCUGUGGGGCAAGAACAGGGAUGAAGAACUGUGCCAACCGACGCUAAGGCAACAGGACAACAUGAAUAGCAUAUUCAUGCAAAGGUUCAAGUAUGUUUCGUGCGGACUGGAUUACACGAUGGCGAUAGAUCAUACCGGGAAGUUGCUGGCGUGGGGAAGCCCUUCUAUGGCGCAGACAAUCCUGGGAAAGCAAAUGGACGACGACAAUCGAAAAAUGGAAGCGAAAGUGGCGUUUUUCAAAAACACGAAACGCGUCGUACGAUUCCCCGCUUCCUCUCAAAGCAACACCAACUCCCUGCCGAUAGAAGUGCCGGGACUUCCAACGAUGGCCAUAACGUUCAAUCCCACGAAUCACAAACUCCUCUUUUCCAGAAACUUCAUUCCGUACGCUGUCAGACUAAUCGAGAAUAGUUCGCCGACAUUCCAAGCAGGGAAAUCGGGUAGUUUCGAUCACAUAUACGACGUGCCUAAAGUGAAAUACGGCCACAAAACUUUGCACUACGCAUUGGAAACGUACUAUGGUUUCUACGAUACGGACACGAUUUUGUCGAAGUGUUUGGAAGUGCACAAUUACCAGGCUGCUGCCAAGAUGGCGAUCUUAGGCGGUCACUUCGGCGAUAGCUUGGGAUUUCAACUCAUCGCGUUCAAAAAGUACAUGGAAACGUUAGAUCUGAACUUACGCGUGAAGAGAAGUAAAAAUAUGCGUGAAGAUAUGAACGAGAAAAACCUGAUGUCAGAGAAGAUACCGUGUCAGUCGCCAGCGCAUAUUUUGAGUUCCAGCUCCUCUUUGGACAGUAUCAGACAGUGGGGUGAAGAGGAACACCAAGGAGGUUGUGAAAGUCCUUGCGAAGUCCCCGAAAUUGGCGAUAUAAGGCAAAAUGUAUCCCAAUACGUCCAAUCUUUAAAAAAUGAUGUCCCCGCCGCGAUCAACAGCGUUUCGAAGAUGGUUUCGGAGGUAGACAACGUUCAAAUCAAACUGAAAGACGCCGAAUACGAGAUCCUCAUCAAAGAUAAAACAACGAAGGGGAUCAUCGACGCCGCAUCUCACAUCGUCGAGUUUUACAUAAAAAAGAUCUACAUGCUGGAGAAUCACAUUCUGAUGCAGAACGUCCUGCUGCGGUGUAUCGAUUUUUGGUUGAAAAACAGUCUUCCGGUUCCCGUGUUGGAGAGCGUGUUGUUGAAAAAUUUGGAUAAGUACUUUUAUCCGUUGUCGAUCCUGUUGUUCUGCAAGAACAUAGGAAACAACCUGGACGAGAUUUCGAAGGACGAGAACGUGAUCAAACCGACGUCGUCCUCCGGCUUUUUGAAAGAAUUCUCGACAAAGUUUUGCCUUCAGUUGUGUUCUAUGGUGUUAGAGAACGUUAACAAGUCAUAGCGUCCUUUAGGAAAACAAAUUGUCUUGGGUCACAUGGAAUGCGUGUAGAGAACCGGUUGAUAAUAGAAAAUUAGUUUAAAAGUUAAUCGAUUCAUAUGACAAAACUAAUUAUAAAAGCAAUACCUUUAAAAAAUGAAACAAGAGCACAAAACGACAUGAUAUAUA
Messenger RNA from Acanthoscelides obtectus, 4889 nucleotides. The record is from the annotation of a GenBank genome assembly. NCBI's taxonomy places the organism in Eukaryota, Metazoa, Arthropoda, Insecta, Coleoptera, Chrysomelidae.